ACUGUCCCAGCCAGGCACACCAGAGGGGCUCUGGACGCUGUUUGUAUGGCAAUAAUGAAUACGCGAUAACUGCCAGGCGGUAAUGCGCUGUUAAUUGCCGGAGAAACGCGGCAAAAUUAUCAGAUAUAUCACCAAGUAUCUCGACAUUUAGUUCCUGUCUUGAGACUCUCGAGUCUAUCCGUGCUUGUUUGUCAUCUUGAGCUGAGGUUGACUCCCUUGGGCCACACUUUGCUGUAACGUUACUUCUGCCGUGUGACUACACAGAGAGUGUUCGACACUAAUAUCAGCAUCAAUAGCUAGGUCAGUACGAGGUAUCUCUUUCUCCUCAGUUUGUAGACAGCUAUGGGUGGGCUGGUAAACGGGCGUCGUGGAGGAAGAUCACCCCCACUAAUGAUUGGCGCUCUAGUCGCCUGCAUCCUGGUUCUGGGCUUUAACUACUGGGUGUCCAGCUCCCGCAACCUGGAGCUACAGACUAAGCUGUAUGAGUUGGAAGGCCAGGUGCGCCGUGGAGCAGCAGAGCGAGGAGUAGCAGAGAUGAAGAAGAAUGAAUUCCAGGAGGAGAUCCAGAGACAAAAGGAGCAGAUCAGCCACAUAGAAAGUCUCUACAAGAGACAGCUGGAAGGAGCCCAGAACACCUGCAGCCAAGAGAAGGGCACACUGCAGCAGAACAUUUCCUCCAGUACCAAAACCCUACAGGAACUCAAAGGUCAGUUGAAUCAGCUAAAUGAUGACCUGGGGAAGCUUCAGAAGGAGCUGCAGAGUUGCCAAGGCAACAUCAAAACCCUUAACAGCAAACUCACUUACGACAUGACCCAAUGUCACUCCCAGGUCCUGUCACAGAAGGAGUUGUGUGAUGAGAGAGUGGCUGCUGCUAAACUUGAAGUUCAUAAGAAAAUGGAGAAGCUCGUCCCUCCUCCAGGUGUCUCCUUACAGCAGGAAAAUGCAGUGAAUGAAGCAGUAAAAGAGGGCGGACCAGUCAUGACUGUGGCUGGUGCAGUUAAGACAUCAACUGUUGUAAGCCACACACCAAGCCUCUCUCAGCCCAAAGAAAAUGAACCACCUGAACUGCUGACCAAUGAGAUCAUCGUGGACAAAGGUCCCGAUGCCCCAGUGGACCUGGCUCCACCGAAGGAUCUCUCUGAAGUCGAGUCCCAGUCUGUUCCUUCCGCUGCUGCAGUCAAGCAGGGCGUUUUGCUACCAACAGAGAAGGGUGAGGCAGAGACCUCUAAACUUUUGAAGAAUAAUCUGACUGAGGAUAAAGAGAUGGAGGUGAUGGAUGCUCAUGAAGAGGGCGCUCAGACAGAAGAGGCAGAUGCUGGGAUGGAAGGCAUGCUGAUUGGCAGCGUGAAGGCAGAUAAGACUCCUAUUGGUCAGAAACUUGAGGAGCCAGAGGAAUAUGACGCAGAUGAACAAGUAAUGGGUGGAGUCGAUAUGGAGAAACAACAGCAGAGUAAACAGGCUGAAAAUAUAGACUUGGAGCAGGAGCUGGCUGACUAUAAUGGGGAUGAUGAGAACGAAGGCGAAUUUGAAGCAGACAAACAAGCUGAGCUUGCUCAAAUCUAAGGGCUGGAGUUGGCGCCCACACACCACAUUAGGAAGCAGGACCCGUUAUACACCUCAGCACAACAGGUUAAUGCAGCCCUCCAAACACAGUGAAUGCAAAACAAACAAAGAUGGAAAUUUCUAUAAGAAAGAUGUAACGUUGGUCUGUUAAUUUAACAAGCAUUUGCUUCCUGGAAUGUCUUUUAUUUGUCAUCUUAAUUGCAUUCUGUACAUUUGAUUUGAUAACAUGCAGUCAGAUAUUUUAUCAGUUGGGAUCAUCACGCUUACUGUAUUAGAGUAAGAAUAUUUACGACUUCAUAUGUAAUUCACAAAAAGGCCACAAAAAAUGACUGAAAAAUGCAAAUGUCAGCUAAGCGUGUACACUCAUGUUUUCCAUCCACAUGCAUUUCACUGUAUACAGAAAGCCCUGAGGUGCUUUUAUGGGGGACGACUGCUCACAUUCAUGAAAGUACUCAGUAACUUUCAUAUUACCUACUUAGUUAUUAGUUCUGUGUACUCUUAUGGAAGGGUGAACACAACUCUCAAGACUUGACACCCAUUGGCUUGAAAAAUUGAACAUCUCAACAUGCCUGGAAAUCAUUAGAUUUUGAUCAUGUAAUUAGAUGUGUUGUUUGUUAUAUUCACUCCGUAAUGACUAACUUAAAUGCAAUAUACAAUGGUGUGAAAAAGUGUUUGCCCCCUUCCUGAUUUCUUAUUUUUUGCAUGUUUGUCACACGUAAAUGCUUCAGAUCAUCAAACAAAUUAAAUAUUAGUCAAAGAUAACACAAGUAAACACAAAAUGCAGUUUUGAAAUGAAGGUUGUUAUAAUUCAGGGAAAACAAAAUCCAAACCUACCUGGCCCUGUGUGAAAAAGUGAUAGCCCCCUAAACCUAAUAACCGGUUGGGCCACCCUUAGCAGCAACAACUGCAAUCAAGGAUUUGCGAUAACUUGCAAUGAGUCUUUUACAGCGCUGUGGAGGAAUUUUGGCCCACUCAUCUUUGCAAAAACUCUCCAAUGUGGCUGAAUUACAACAAUUCUGCACUUUUUCACACCACAGUAAGUGAUGAUAAUGUGCAGACCCUUAUGGGGUUGUGAGGUGUAAUAUAGUAAGUGGAAAUGAUCUAAGUGAUCCCAGUGACUGAAAUCCUCCAUCAGAGGGCUCUGCAGCACAGGCCUCUUCUCUCUCACAGGUUUAACAGCUUCUUAAACGACGCCUUAAGUUACUCCUGUUCAGAGUCUCUCAUAGAAAUGCUGAUUUUGGGUCAAUGGCCAGAACAUUUUGCUCUACAAAAUGUCUGUCAGUGAAAGCAAAUGAGACUUCCCAUAACUGCAGCAAAUGAAGGAAAUGUGCUGAGAUUCUUGUUGAUUCCCAAAAAUGCUGUAAAAGCUGGCUUACUAGACAUGCCACAUAACAAACCAAACAAAAAAUUCACCUUCUGCAUUAUAUGCUGAUACUGAACACACUACAUUAUAAUUGCUGCAACUGGACAUUUCUGAUCACUGAGAAACCAUUUCUGAAGCCUAACUUUGUUGAAUUGCUUUGGCAUUUUAGUGGCAGCAAGUGCUUUUAUUUGCAGCUGUAUUUCAGAUCACAAAGUGUCACAAGGUUGAAUGUGUGCUGUGCUCAACAUUUGGGAUCAGUAAGACAGAAAAAACUGUUUUAGAUUAUAAUGAAGGGAAUAGUUUGGAACACCUGGAUAACAUUUGCAUUUUAUUUUGACGCAUGCCUUAUCAAUUCUGUGUACACCAGUUUUCCCCUACGGUCAGCUGAUUCUGACAGUGUAGGUGGGAUGUAGAGCAGUGGUACAUGUUAACUGAUUUUGGACUUGCUCAGAGUUUUGUGAAAUCACUUUGUGGAUACUGCCUCUGGUCUACUGAAUUGUAUGGACUGUAUAUUUUGUGGAGAACGUGGAGAGAGAUUUUUGAGAAUUGCUGUAACAUUAUGAAGGACAUUUCCUUGAAGCAGGAACAGCGUGUUGUGCUUUAGGGCUCCUGCAAUCCAGUAGAUGUGAACUACUUAGUAGCUGUGCUAAAAUGUAUUAGUCCAUUCAACUUAAAGCUGCACUAGACUGGCAUUUGUGUGGGUGAACAUGAACUAAUAUUAUAAGCAACAGAAAUAACACAAAGUUAGUUACAUUUUGUGGCGGGAUCUUUUGUCGCCUUGUGUUUUAUACAGAUGAUUUAUUUGAUUUUCCAGGUGGUGACUUUGACUGCCCACAGUUUCUCAGUAUGUUGUAGUUGUAAUUGCCAUAAUUUCCAUAAUGCUUUGACUUAUCAUCAAUGGUCCAUUCUAAGUAUCCUAAAUCAUGUAGUGGAAAGUUAUCUUCCUAGAGUUCAUUAUUUGCCUAACUGAAAUCUUGUCUGUGUGUGAUUACAGUCGGUGGUUAAAAUACAGUAGGUAUGUUAUAUUGCAUAUACAGUUCAGCUGUUGUGCACCUGGCUGGUACAAAGAGAGGUGUGCAGGAAAGAACUGAUAUUUGAUCCCUGAAAGGUCUCCUGUCCAUUUCAUUUCCAACGUAUUCAACCCCAGUGUUUCAAGUUAAGGUUGAAGCUGCUCAGCUGCUCGUGUUCCUGAGCGAAACAUCUCUACAAUGGUAAAAUACCUGUAGUUUCCCUUUUGAUGUAAAGGUUCGGCCACACAAAAAAACUUGGUUUUGACUUAAUAACGGCAUACAUUAACUUCAAAGAAGAUGCAUAUAGAGAAUAUACAGUAUAUGGAACAUUGUCGUAUUUGGUGGAUUUUUCUCUAAUUUUGAAGCAUGCAGAGAAUAACAGGAGAAACGUUGUGGUUGAACUGCUUGAACCUGCUUGACAUCAAAACUUUAUCAUGCUUAUUUUGAGUGAACUAUUCAGAACAAAUUACAUUUUUUACAACUUUAGCUUCCCACCAAAAGGUAAAAUAAGAAAGUACACUACCGUCUUUUAUAUAUGUUUCCUUGUAAAAUUACAAUUUACAAAAUGCUUGACCACACGUGUUUGUUAUAUUGGACCCGAUGAAGAGUCUGUAAGGUAUUGGGAACAAGAUUUCAGUGCAAAGUCCUUCAUCAGGUAACUUCCUUUGAGGAACACAAAUUAAAAAAUUGUUUAUUAAUAAUAAUAAUAAAUAAUUUCACAUCCUAAGCUGUAUCAAUUUUGUUAACUUAUUUUUUAUUUAUGUAAUUAUUAUGCUUUAAAUCUGGGCCUGGUCAUCAUGUUUCAAAGUAACCAUACAAAUACAGAAUGGGAGUGCUAAUGACAGAUUGUCUGCCUUUUUGUCUCCCUUUUGGUCGAUCUUGCAGGGGAAAUAUUGUUCCUGAGAUUUUUAAAUUUUUUAUUAUCUAAUUUUAUUUUCAAAGUUGAUGUUGUUCAUUGUCAGUUUUGUUGUCUGACACUGCAAAGCUUGGACAAGCACUUCUUUGUUUAGCCAGAAAUCUUUGUUUGCCUAUUUGUGUAAAAGUCUGUGUACCUGGAGAGAAAAUGUUGAUGAAAAUGAAGUGAUUUUUAUAAAUUGGAUUCACUUUUUUGUUGAUUUCAUGUGUUUGAAUUUGUAUAUUAUUCUGAACUGCUGAACAAAUUUGUGAAAGGUUUAAACAAUCAUAGACUUUGUUGAUGAUAGAGAAUAAAAAGUGUUUUUAUUACCACUAUCAAGA
Molecule: messenger RNA, 5172 nt
Organism: Siniperca chuatsi (mandarin fish)
Lineage: Eukaryota; Metazoa; Chordata; Actinopteri; Centrarchiformes; Sinipercidae
Gene: golm1
Product: golgi membrane protein 1
Exons: 12
Coding region: 343-1563 (406 amino acids)
Source: RefSeq, a predicted model, not a curated record